CACAAGGCACCCCUGUCUGGAAUCCAAGAAAGUAAAACUACCUGGACUUCCACCUAGAAUUAAUUAUCAAUAAAACGUAAAGUGAGGCUUUUUUUAAAAUUUUGUUUUAACAAUAAGUGUUGUAUGAUCAUAAUGCAGAAUUGCUGAACAGUCUGAAGAUGAUUUGAUGAAAAAGGAAAUGGGACCUGCAACAGAGUCUUUAAUUCUAAAUGGUAAUAAACUACUGCUGGUGGCACAGAAGCUCUCAAUUGAACCUCAGUUUCAAGAACACAGAGAAGAGCUAAUCGUCGUCACUCAGAAUAUCUUACUGGACACCCAAAAGAUCCUCUUAUUAGAAGAUGAUGCAAUGAUUCGAAGAAUAGUCAGAGCUGCCCAUCAUCUUCUGGAGAGUCUCAUUCAGAUUGAAUCAGCCAGAGAUGUAACGACUUUGUCAAAGCUACUAAAUGAAUUCUCAAAGUCUUUAAUUCUCUUAAAUGAUUUAUUAAACAGUCGUGUUUCUGAUCUCAUUGAUCACAUGAAGCAGAUGCAUUUAACCAACUUUUCUGCAAGACUUAAAAAAUGCAUCUCCAUGUUAUAUACAGCCACACACGGCUGCAUUAAACAUCCACAAGAUCCAGAAAUGCAAGCUGCUAAAAAAUACAUAACGUAUCAAAUCCAGACUGCCAUCUUCAGCAUAAUUUCAUUUAUCAACACAGAUUCAAGUCCUCAAAACAAGGCAGGAUUUUACACACAAACAAUAAAUGUUCUCUGCCAGUUGUUGUCCAGGCAAAUAUUGUCCCCAAUAAAAGACUGCCAUUUUGAUAUUUUAGUAAGAAACCUUGUCUUUCAGUGUAUGGGACUGGCAAGUGCCUCAAGAGAACAAAGUCAGCUCACUCUUGUUCAACACUGUCAGCGAUUAUUGCAACACAGAGCAAAAAUAAUGAUUCAGAUAAAACUGUUAGAAAAUAAUGCUGAUACGAAUAUCCAAGAGAGCUUAUAUAACCACUACAAAGCCAUGAAACAUGAACUGAUGAACCUGAAAAGAAGUAUGGGAACAGCUGUCAUCUAUCAGAUCCUAGAUGCUUUUAAAUAUAUUGAAGAGCCUUUAAAUGAGCUUCUUCGGUCUGUUAUAGCACAAUCUCCAGAUGCAAAAAGCUUCAACAAAAAGACAGACUUUCAUUUAUGUCAAGAGUCAUUCCACAGUCAUGCCAACCGAAUUCUACAAGUAGCAGGAAGUGUUUUAGCAAUUUCUGAUGAUAUUAAGAAUAUCCAGGAUAUCGAGUCAUCAAUUGUUUGUCUAAACCAGCGAAAGGAUGAUAUAAUUGUCUGUCUGUCAGCAUUAGGCACAAAUUCAUUUUGUUCAGACUUUUUGCAAAAGCUGGAUACUCUCUCUCAGCAAUGGAAUGAUGAAACGAAACAACUGAAACGCAGUAUUUACAACAUUUUUGACAUCAGGGAAAUUAUUGACCUUUCAGUGAGCGAACUAACAAAUGUGAAAAGUCAAUGUGAGGAGGCAUUUAAGUGUAAGGAUGUUCAGCUGCUCCACAAACAGACAACACUUCUCAUCAGGCAUGUUGAUCACAUGAUUGAGGCUAUUAAAGGGUAUAUUGAUAAAAGCAAUGACCCUAUUUUUCGAAAUGGGUUGCUGGUUCUUCUUAAACAAGUGGAAAUACUUAUGUAUUCAGUUAACCAGAAUACUCAUAACUGUUUAGAAAAUAUGUCAAAUCCGCACAAGUUGGAAACCUUUUCUGAAAAGAUUCUUCAGCUGAUCAAAUCAAUUCACAUUCUCAGGAAUGGUUUAGAUGGUGCUAACCAUCCUGAUAUUCUUAGCCCUUUGAGAGAUGAUAUUCGGCUACUUAAGAGCUCAAAGAUGACUUCUUUUGGGGAAAGAAAAUCUGUUCUGAAUAGUGAACAAAGAACUGCCCAACAGACGACAUAUUCACAGAGGUUUCAGACAAUUUCAGGCAAAGAACACUGCCUGCUUAAACUGAACCAGAUCUUUCCUGAACAUUUAGAGGGUGCACAAUCCAAACAAGACAUUGAUUUUUUACCUUUGAUACAUACCAUAUUUGUAGCAAUACAGAAGAAAUCUUGGCAUGAACUACAAACUGCAUGUAUUCAUUUUCAGGAGUGUUCCAGUUGUUAUACUGAAGCAGCUAAGGAAGCAAUUGCUUUAACUGAGGGAUUGGAAAAAGAAAAACUGCAGCUUCUAAGAUCCAAACUAUUGUUUGCAUUGCCUGAGCUUGUAAAGUGCGCCCAAGAGAUAACAAUCAACCCUGGAUUGGACAUUUGCAGGAUUUACAUGCAAGCUACUUUAUGUUCUGAUUUGAUCAGUGAAAUAAAAAAAAUACUUCUGUGCACUUUUGGUGGUUGGCAUUAUGCCAUUUGCACUGCAAUAGUUAAUAGAUCAGAAGGAUGUGCUGGUCAAGUCCUGGAAGAUAUCAAAGAAAUAAUGUUAUCUUUUUCUGAAAUUACAGAAUCAAUAUGUUCAAAUAUGUUUUCUAUAACUGGGUCAAAACUAACUCAAAAAUGUGCUGUAAACAUGCAAUUAAGUCUUAAAAAGGCCCAAAUCAAUUAUGACCUAUUGUGCACUAAAGUGAAAACUUCCCUGAAAGAUCCAUCUUGCCUCAAAGCAAAAUGUGAUGCCUUUUCUGUUUUAUGGUGUGUUUCUAUCAAAGUACUCCUUAUCGAAAUUGAUUGCUUAUUAGUGGGAGAAAUGGUGCCAAUACUGCAAAAGACAAUAAUGCAAGAGUUUUUUUGCCAUAAAACACUAAGGACAAUUUCUGAAAACUCUCUUCGAAUUCACCAUGCUGCCAAGUUAUCAAUCUUUUGCUGUAAAGACAACAUUUUAAAUAAAACUAUUCAAAAUCUUCAAGAAGAAGUUAAUAUUUACACUGAAGACUUCAUACAGCUAGCACAGACCAUUACUGCCACACCUACGUUUAGUAUAAAAGUACUUGCUAAAGCAGAAAUACUUCAGAGGCAGCUUGCUUUAAAAACACAAAAGCUGACUACACUAACUGGAACAGUAAAUUCCCAGUAUAUUGACUCAAUCAGAGAUGUAGUCUAUCUGGCAUAUGCACGCUCAAAUACACCAAGCAACAGUGAAGAAACAAGGGAUGAAUUUGAAAAAGCUGCAUCUGUUUUCAUGAAACGUAUAAUGACAGUGCAAGAGAAUAUAAAAGUUAGCCUGUAUUAUAUUAAAAAUAAAAGGUUGCAGAGUAUUUUGAAUCUCACAACAGAGCAUUUAGUUCUAAUAACUUCAGAGAUAAUCAGUAAGUCAAGAACAGUAACAGACAAAACCUGUGUUACAGAUGUACAAAGACUUGAAAUUCUCAUACAGGAAUGGGGUGCAAAGGCUAAUUAUAUCCUUACACAUCUUCAAGCAAUAAAAGAGAUAAACAAGGAAACUACAAACCUAAUCAGACAAGACUUGUGUAGCAAGUCUAAAGUGGAAACUCAUUUUAAAUAUGCAAAUAUCCAGCAGCAGUCCGAGGCCAAAAUUACAAAUGCAGAGCAACACAACAAUCUGAAGCUGGACCAAAAAAAGUCUACAUUGCCAGUAGACCACACUGCUCAAGAGGCUGAAUCUAAAAAGGCCCACUGCUCGUCACACAGCAUACAAUCCCUUGCUGAGGCUGCCCUUUUUCUGAAAAGCACAACAGAAACCUGGGAAGAAGAAAACAAUCACAUUGUCCUAAUCAUUAAAGAUAUGAGUAACCAGAUGUACCACAUGACCCAGUUCUUGAAAAAGAAAGGACCUCUGAAGAACAAGGCAGAGCUAACCAUCGCAGCAAAACAGAUUGCUCAAUGUGGUGAAGCAAUUGGAAAAUUUACAUCCAUUAUAGCAGAUCACUCCCUUGACAGACACUGUGCAAAAGAAUUACAAUCUAUUGCAGACCAGAUUUACAAUACAGCCAGUCAACUAAAUAUCAUAUCCAGAGUGAAUGCAGCAACACCAGCCUGCAGUUCAUCGUAUGAGAUUAUAGUCAAGAAUGCACAAAAUAUGAUCAAAACAGUUCUACAGUCUCUAAAUGCAGUAGAAACGGCAUGCAUUAAGGGUCUCAAACAACCUCAUCCCAACACGGAUGAAGCCAAAGCUGCAUCUCUAUGCAUUCAAUGGAAAAGAAAAUUACACCAUCAUAGAGCUAAAGAGAUUUCAAAUCCAGAAACUGAUGAACUUGGUCUUCGGAAAAUAAAUUUAGGGAAAACUAUGCCCAGCAUAGCAACUACUAUUAAAAUGUUCAACUUAACAAGGUGAUCAUGGUCAAUUACUACAAUUGUCAGCAUACAUUGAAAUAAAAUACAAAAAUAGAUGCCAUCUGAACAUAUUUAUAUUUUUGUGGUAAAUGAUAUAAUAAUAAAGUCACUCAUCUUUAAAUGGAAAGAAAAAAAGUAUGAUAAAAUGAUAUACACACACACAGUCCUCCCCAUAAUUACUGGCACCCCUGGUAAAGAUGAGUAAAAUGGGUUGUAAAAAAAAAAUAAAUCACCUUUUAAUAAUAAUACUUUUAAAAUAAUUUUUUGCAUUUAUAUAGUGCUUUUCUCACUACUCAAAGUGCUUAACAAUUGCAGGUUAAGGGUCUUGCUCAAGGGCCCAACAGAGCAGAGUCCCUUUUGGCAUGUUACGGGAUUCGAACCAGCAACCUUCUGAUUGCCAGUGCAGAUCCCUAGCCUCACAGCCACCACUCCGCCUUUAAAAGAAUUACCUUAAACUCGCACUGAAAAAUGACAGAAAUCAAACCUUUAAGUGAAGUAAAAUUAUUCUGAGAAAAAAUAAUCCCUCAUCAAGGAAAACCACACAUGCUACAAUUAUUGACACCUCUACAAAUUCUUAUGAACAAUGUUUCACUGAAGCAUUUUUCCAUUUAUGUCUAAAUUUGUAAGUUGCUCAGAGUGUACAGAAUUUUUAAGCAGA
This is a messenger RNA of Erpetoichthys calabaricus (reedfish), 4897 nucleotides long. RefSeq lists its product as uncharacterized. Gene Ontology annotation, cellular component: catenin complex; adherens junction. NCBI's taxonomy places the organism in Eukaryota, Metazoa, Chordata, Cladistia, Polypteriformes, Polypteridae. Gene Ontology annotation, biological process: cell-cell adhesion; cell migration. Gene Ontology annotation, molecular function: beta-catenin binding; actin filament binding. Bases 167 to 4240 code for a protein of 1357 amino acids. The transcript has 6 exons. The record is from RefSeq and is a predicted model, not a curated record.